Molecule: messenger RNA, 508 nt
Organism: Ricinus communis (castor bean)
Lineage: Eukaryota; Viridiplantae; Streptophyta; Magnoliopsida; Malpighiales; Euphorbiaceae
Exons: 2
Coding region: 16-438 (140 amino acids)
Molecular function (GO): ureidoglycolate hydrolase activity
Source: RefSeq, a predicted model, not a curated record
CAAUACAUAUUUGAAAUGUAUGACAGGUUCUACAUUAUGCACAUGCAGGACAGGCCGCUUUACUUCUCGAAUAUUACUCAUCAUGCGAGUGUGACUCAGUGCCUUGGAUCGAUCACAGGUGGAGUUUGGUAUCUGGGUUUGGCUAAGCCAUCAGUUCUGGAUUCAAAGGAAAGGAAAGAAGAAGAUUGUAAUAAUGAUAUUCUACAGUCACCUUGUGGCCAUUUCUAUGUGCCUCCUGCUGUAGAUGAGGUUCGAAUUUUUAGAAUUUCUGGGCCCAAGUUUGUUAAGCUUGAGAAGGGAACUUGGCAUGCAGGGCCUUUGUUUAAAGGGGAUUCAAUGGAUUUCUACAAUUUGGAAUUGAACAAUACCAAUGUAGUGGACCACACAAAACAUGACUUCAAGGAGCAAAAUGGGGUUGUGUUUUUAGUGGAGGAGUAAUGGUGUAAAUUUAAGAAGUGAUUUAACUUGUAUCUCAAUCGAAGAAAUAUAAAUGUAUCUAUUUCUGUGC